AUGAGAAGCAGAGGUGAAUGGUCUGAGGCCAGCCUAGCUAGGCUGGAAGGAGGUAACACUCCUAGUGUAGCAAAAGAAAAAUCAAGAGUGAAAAUCAACUACACAAAAUUAAAAACAAAAAAUCGAGAAAAAGAACUUAUGAAAUUGGCCCAACAGUUUGGUAAAAAUAUGGAAGAACUUGAUAUGAUCCAAGAGCAAGAUGGGAAGAAUCAUGAUUUUAUCCAGAUGACGUCAGAAAUGGGACAUUUAGAUAACCAUAAAGAUUCUGUGCAGAUGCCAUCAGGUGAUGUAGUUCCUGAAAUCAGUUGUACUCCCCUAAAAAAGCAAAUGAAAGGAGACAGUAGAAUAUCCUUGGCAAAGGUGCAAGACAGCAGUCAGAAACCCUUUGACCAAAAUGUUGAAGCAGCCUUUAAUGCUAUUUUUUAUGGUUCCACUCAGAUGUGUAGUGGACAGCUAAGCCAAGAUCUGUUAGAUGCUUUUUUGAACAAUAGUAAAACUUCCUUGAGAAAGAAAAAUGCCUUACUACAAGAGGAAAUAAUUACUACUGAGACUCUGCUCUCUGAAAACCUGCUAAAUAAAGCUCCAAUAUCACUUUCCCCUCAAAUAGACACUACCGUAAUACUAAACUCAUUGACUCCCUGUCCUAAGACACCAGCAGCACCUGAUAAACAGCUUGAUGAGUUGACUGCUAAUGAUUUUGAGGAUGAUUGGGAAAGCUUACUAGGCAGUGAACCCUUCCUUAUGGAAAAUGCUGAAAUGCUUGAAUUCGUUCCUUCUACAACUGCCCAAGAUACUUGUCAGAAGGCAAUUUGUACCUCAGUUGGUGAAAAUGAUACAAUCACAUCAAGAACAAAUAUGAACCUAGGUGGAAGGUUAAGAGAUUCAAAAGUAACACUGGAUCUUCCUUCAAAGACACGAAACAGAGAACUAAGAAAUGCUGUAGAAUAUAGGUUUUCAUCACAUCCAGGUGAUGAAUCAAGGAAGGUAUCAUUCACAGGAAAUAAAAUGAGUUUUGAGAAAUCUGUCACUAACAUAGUAGAAGAUGAAGAUUAUGCUGCUGUCUCUAAACUUAAAAAAGUGAAAGAAGAUAGUCACAGUAAGUGCAUAGUUAAUAAACAUUCCUCUAACAAGUCUAGUUCGUACACAAGGUAUCCUAAUAAACAAAGUUACGAGCUUGGUGUUAAUCUGCCUUUGCAAGUGCCCACUACUGAUCCAUUUGAUUCUGUGUUCUUGGGCAAAGAAAAUAUUGUGUGUAACACAAAUCAGUCUCCUGGAUCAAAGUUCAAUUCUUCCUUUGAUGACUGGAAUGAUCCGCUGUUGGCCAGUGAAAUGGUUGAAGCAUGUCAUCAGUUAGAGACUACCUGGAAAGCAGACAAUGUAGAUGAUGAUUUGUUCUAUCAGGCUUGUGAUGACAUUGAAAGACUAACUCAGCAAGAAAACAAUGGCAGCAAGGAGUCAGAAAGUAUAAGUAAUACGUCCAAAUGUGGGUCCAGAAGUAGCUCUACUGCAUCUAAACAAGGAAGUCAGUCGGGGCCAUCUAAACAUUGGAAUGUUGUCAGCUCUGCAGUGCCAUUGUCUUUAGCAAAUAAAUCACAGAUGAAUAAGCCAGUGACAGUACAGAAAAGAGACAUAUGUGGAGAUAGUCCCAAUAUUUUGGAUGCUACAAACUUGUCUGUGUGUUCUAAGAAUUCAAGUGAUAAUAAGCAUGGACCAGUACAAGUGAAUAGCUCAAAGUUUGUUCUUGGAGAAAGUUCAAAUUUGAAUGUAAAUUUAGGUCUUAUGAGCACAAAAAUUGCUACUAAUAUGAAGUUGAGUACUCAGCAGCUAUCCCACAACAGCUUAGCAGAUACAGCUCAGAAUGACAACAAAAUACUGAAGUUAUCAAAAUUCACAUUUAAGAAGAAAAAUCCUCAGUUAAAUCAAAAUCAUCUAGUGGGAAGUAUGCCUGUUGGCAAAAUCUCAGAAGAUUUAGGACAAAGGGAAACUGUCAAUUCAUUGCUUGAAGCUAAUCAGCAGCAAUCUUCAAUAAAAUAUUCUGAGUCUUUGAAACCAUCUUCCCCAGAUAAAGAAGAGAGAAAUAGGAAGUAUUCUCCUGAAGAAAUUCAACGAAAAAGGCAGGAAGCACUGGUUCGAAGAAAGGCCAAAGCUUUGCAUACUGUGCAGUCAGCUCCCAUUUCACUGCCUUGA
This is a messenger RNA of Mus caroli (Ryukyu mouse), 2187 nucleotides long. Lineage: Eukaryota; Metazoa; Chordata; Mammalia; Rodentia; Muridae. The record is from RefSeq and is a predicted model, not a curated record.